Molecule: messenger RNA, 384 nt
Organism: Dujonia railenensis
Lineage: Eukaryota; Fungi; Ascomycota; Pichiomycetes; Serinales; Debaryomycetaceae
Source: the annotation of a GenBank genome assembly
AUGUGUUUUAUUCCUGUACAUAAACAGAAAAUGUGCUUCCGACGUUCAAUUUUUCAGGAAAGUAUGUACCCCAUGCAGGUGCUUAAAUGGAUUAGGAUACAGUGGAUACUAAAACGGACAAACUUGAAUGAAAAAUACUUCUUGCCGGACAUCGCGGGAGAAUUGGUGGGAUGGCAGGAUAAGAUAAAGAUAUGCUUCGAGGCAUACAGAGAAGAUGAGAAGAAAAAAAUCAUUCAAUUCUACAGCCAAUUCUUACCAAAAGAAAUUGUGAAUCAUGAAGCUAUCUAUGAGCUUGUUGUAGCAUCGCUUGUCUACUAUUUGACUUUAAGAGGUUGGAAACAGCAGCUUUAUUGCUCACUUCCAGCAUGGAUUGUUCGGAAAUAG